GGAACAGGUGGAAGCUUUGCAGCUUUUGAGAAGGCUUGUUUUCAUGGCGAUCAGUCACAGGUGCCUGUCUCAAUGCUCGACAUGCGAGGUGCAAUGAACAAGUUCCCCUCAACUGCUCAGCAGACCUCGCAACGACACAUCUGCAGCAAGGUGGUUCGUUUUUUGGGCCGGCUUGUUCAGGAGUUGGGAAACGCUCUUCCCUGGCAAAGAAGCUUCCAGCAGUGCGAAGUCUCGGCGACCCCAAGCUAUGAGGACAUUUGCAGCGACAGGGUGGACUUGCCUGCGCAGGCAGCUUCUUGCGACCCCAGCGGAAUCAUUUCCAAGUGCCUUUCAAGUCAAAUUGCAGAUGCUUCUUGCAUUUUCCCAGCAGGUGUGGUUUCUGCUCACUUAACUGUUCCCCAGAAUAAGAGAAGCGAGUACCUCAAACUUACCUGCAGAGAGUUGGAAUGUGGCAAGCUGCGUCUGCGUCGGCAAGUGUGCGGAAUGGGCGGAGUGUUCGCUGUCGGAAAGCGAGGCGGCAGACAGCGCAAGAUAUGGGACGGGGCUGGCCUUUCUCAGAUGGCAGCUGCCCCGCCGAAGCCCAGACGGCUCGCCAACCCAUCCUCUUUCCUGGAUGUGCAGUUCGACGUCGGACAACAGGUGUUCUUCUCGAAGCGUGAUGCAUCAACCUUCCUUGACACCUUGCAGGCCCCUGAAGUGCUGCAGCCCUUUUUUGGGCAGCCCGCAGUGACAGCCCAGGAGCUUCUGGAGCAUGGGAUGACACGCGAUGCCAUCGCCAAAGCCUGUGACGACUCUGUGAACGCUGACGUGAGUGGCCACCUUUACCCGGUGCACGCAGUUUGGCCAAUGGGUUUUGCUUGGUCGAGCGCGGUGGCGCAAGACACCACGCUCGCGGUGUGCGCUUCUGCGGGCAUUGCAGAGGAAAGCAUCCUCUCGCUCGACCAUGACGUGCCCGUGAAGCAGGAUGAGCUCUGCUUUGUGGCGACUGACGACACCGUUUUACUGCACACUAGCAAAACCAGGGGCCAACGCACGCUUGCUAACCUUGACGCCGCUUUCGCCGAGCAUGGCGUGCCGAGAAACGUGGCAAAGGACGUUUCUCUGGCAAAUGAAAUCUCCGCUCUUGGGUGCGAUUUGUCGAGCACUCCCGCCACCAAGCCUGUCGAGGGGUGCGCAGCUGCAAGUACUCCGGCUUCCGUUUCGCCUUUGCUGCCUUUGCCCAGCUCUUCUACUUCAGCGCGGCAACCCCGGUUGACUGCGGACUUGGGUCGGGGCAGCAAGGUGGACGGAUCGCUUGGGGAACGCACUCCGCGCAUCCCUCCUAGCUGUCCUGGGACGGUAAGUUUCUUCAGCAUCUACGAUGGGGUGUACUCUUUUGCGCGCAAAGAGCCGGCUACUGAGUUGACCAGGGUGCCGGAAGCAGCUUUGAACGAGAUGCUUGUUACUCUGCUUCUUGCCCCGCUUCUCUCCGUCGACUUGGACAGACAGCCGCUGCAGCAACUCGUGGCGACUGAUGCUGCCCCGCAGUUCGGCUUUGGAGUGUCCGUGGCUUCUUGCAGCAGGAAGGAGGCAGUGGAAAUCUGUGGCUUCGCGAGAGGCGUGGCGAUUACGCUUUCAGCCACUGAGAAGGACUUCAAGACCGUCAUCAGUUCCAAAGCAAAGUGGCCUGCGCACUCUGGCGUCUUGGAGGCCCAUGCUUACUUGCUCGCGCUGAGAUGGGUCGCACGCCACGCGGCCAAGCACGGCAGCAAAGUACCGCUGCUGGUAGACGCCAAAGUGGUUGUGGGGGCUGUGACCAAAGGACGCAGCUCUGCAAAGGCCUUGCGGCAUGCUUUGCGAUCCGUAGCGGCAGUUUCCAUGGCCGCAAACCUUCUUCCGCGAGCAGUGUAUAUCCCUAGCGAGUCUAACCCUGCUGAUGCACCGUCUCGCGGAAAACGGAACAAGCCAAGAAGCGACCGGUUCUGUAAAAGGACCAGCGUCAAGCGCCGCCUUCUGUCAAGCCUGCAGCAACUGGUGUGA
This is a messenger RNA of Symbiodinium natans, 2019 nucleotides long. NCBI's taxonomy places the organism in Eukaryota, Dinophyceae, Suessiales, Symbiodiniaceae. The record is from the annotation of a GenBank genome assembly.